UUGAAGCGCUUGGUAAAAAGUCGAAUGUCUUUGGCGAAGUGGAGACUGGACUUGACAAGUGCCGGAACACGGAAUGUGAGUCGUGCUUUGGAUUCGUCGUUCAAUCCGCCUGGUUAUUCACAAGCUGGAAUUACUGUUCAGCAGAUAGAACAAACUGGAGACAGUGAACAAACGCAUCAUUUGAUGAAGAAACGUGCCUGGGACAUGGCAUUGCAACCUAUCAAGAGCUUACCGAUGAAUCUUUUCAUGAUGUAUAUGUCCGGCAAUACAAUCAGUAUAUUUCCUAUUAUGAUGAUCGCGAUGAUGGCUUGGCGUCCUGUUAAGGCAUUGAUGAGCGUUAAUCCGGCAUUUAAACCUUUGCAGGAUGAACAUAUGGGCUCACUUUUGCUGCAUAAAUUGGUUUUCGUGCUUGGGAAUAUGAUAGCAGUAGCAAUGGCUCUGUACAAGUUACACAGUAUGGGAUUGUUACCCAAUCAUGCAUCAGAUUGGCUCGAUUUCCAGCUACCACCUCAACGGAUGCAGUAUUCUCUUGUUUCAGAUUCAUUUAUCUCAUAAUAUUUGUUGUUCCUUCGUUUCUUCAAUGUAAUGUUUUUUCAAUCAAGUAAAGGAUUGCUAGCACUUCUUUUUGGAUUUCAUGAUUUUAAUGGAAUAGACCUUCUCCAGAAGUGAAGUUUCUUUUUAUAUCGAUUGCAGAAGAAUAAUGGAGGUGAAAGCGCGAAAAAGGUUAUUUAGUCACAUGGAUUAACCACUAGUGUUUACUUUUUUCGUCACUUCCUACUGUUUCAUAUUCAAACACCUAAAAAAUGAUAUAUUUUAGUUCCUCAUCUCGGUGGGAUUCCUUUUGCGAUUCUUCUG
This is a messenger RNA of Loa loa (African eye worm), 855 nucleotides long. RefSeq names its product transmembrane protein 85. The coding region runs from base 25 to 555 and encodes 176 amino acids. Lineage: Eukaryota; Metazoa; Nematoda; Chromadorea; Rhabditida; Onchocercidae. Gene Ontology annotation, biological process: protein folding in endoplasmic reticulum. The transcript is spliced from 3 exons. Gene Ontology annotation, cellular component: EMC complex. The record is from RefSeq and is a predicted model, not a curated record.